Molecule: messenger RNA, 1170 nt
Organism: Cotesia congregata
Lineage: Eukaryota; Metazoa; Arthropoda; Insecta; Hymenoptera; Braconidae
Source: the annotation of a GenBank genome assembly
AUGAUGGAUACUCAAAAUUACUGGGAUGAAAGCUCCACUCACUCCAUGCAGGUGAAAUAUGAAAGUAGCUUGGAGGGAAGAUCAUGUAAAGAUGAAAUAUACAGAAUGGGAAUAGGUGCAGGAUACUGCGAAGGAAAUCUCAAUUUUACUACAGCUUCUGAAGAUGAUGAAGUUUAUACUAAAAAAAAAGUUUCAAGACAAGACCCUAUGUCGCAUAGGAUUAUUGAGAAGCGAAGAAGAGAUCGUAUGAAUAAUUGUUUAGCUGAUCUUAGUCGACUUAUACCUACUGAGUACUUGAAGAAAGGCCGAGGGCGAGUUGAAAAAACUGAAAUUAUUGAAAUGGCUAUUCGACACAUGAAAUAUCUUCAGGGCGCUCAUCAAGAUACGAAACAUCCUUCAGUAACGAACAUUCAUAAUCACCAGGAAGAUAGUGUUGACAGUGUUUCACAUUCAGCAUCUGGAUCAAUAGCCGCUGAACAUUACAGAAUGGGCUUUCAAGAAUGUCUCAGCGAAGCUGUACAUUUCCUUGUUGAAGGAGAAGGCUUUUUUGCAAGAGAUUCUUUAUGUGUACAAUUAAUCAACCAUUUGCAACAGCAUUGUGAAAAGAUUGUUGCUACAAGUGAUAGACUGGGAUUUCCUCACCCAGAAAUGCCAACAUUAAACGAUACUGGAGCUUCUAGUUUUGUUGACGCAAGUAUUCCAACACUUUGUCCACCGACGAAUCAUUCAGAUCGUGGUUCGAGCUCCGGAAUCAGCUCACUCAGUGAUUCCGAACGUCCUCAACAGAUAAUUCCUCCACCUACAAUGGCCAGCGACGAUAGCAAUCACAGCAGUCAUUCAAACAACGCAUCCUCAUCAGUUCCCAGGCCGUCAAAUUACAAAUUCAAAAGUUCAAUUAAACAAAGAUUCUCCGCGGAAAGGAUAAAAUCAUCGCCAUUAGCCCCUUCAGAAAAGUCACACGGCGUACCAAUAUUCGCUCUACAUGAAGGGGGUGCUUUUUAUAUUCCGCUGACAAUAGAUUCCGGUUUUAUUAGACCUCAAAUGUCUUAUAUAACCGAUACUGGACCUGACAUUGUGCUUCAUCCUGUAACGAUAUCUGUUAACUUCAACCAAGCAUCCAAUCCAACGUGGUCACCUCAAUACAGUCCAAGACAUCAAGAUCAUUUGUAA